This is a messenger RNA of Micropterus salmoides (largemouth bass), 2066 nucleotides long. RefSeq lists its product as uncharacterized. The transcript has 9 exons. Lineage: Eukaryota; Metazoa; Chordata; Actinopteri; Centrarchiformes; Centrarchidae. The coding region runs from base 36 to 911 and encodes 291 amino acids. The record is from RefSeq and is a predicted model, not a curated record.
GCUCUUGGUUUUGGAGUGACGACUCACCCUUCAGGAUGAGUGGUUGGACCAAUCAGAGGCAGGGAAAUACCAGCGAAGGCGGGGCUUGCAUGGAAAUGGAACCAAAAAGUGGAAAGCUGCACAGCGCCCCCUGUGGAGAGCUCAGGUUCUACAUCUGCUCCACCACAGCCAGCUCCUCUUCCAAAGUUGUCCCCAGCGACAGGAAACCAGGAAUCAUCCACGGUCCAAGUCUGUUUAAUGUUGUGUGGGGCAACAGCUACUUGUUGGCGGAGGAGAUUCUCCGCUCGUCCUCCUUCCUCAAGGAGCUCUGGUCUGGUCAGCUGACUCAGCGCUGCUACAACAACUUCAUCCAGCAGGAGGCGCUCUAUCUGCACAGAGUCAGCAGCACACUGGAGACACUGAUGCGUAGUUUACAGGAAGCAGAUGAGAACACGAGAUCACUGCUGCUGGACACACUUCAACACUACAGCAGCAGAAACCAGAGCCCCCUCACUUCACCUCCCCCACAGUGGCUCCACUUCGCCCUGCAGUCUUUCCACUCUGUGGUUUUGGAGGAGCCGAUCUAUUGGCUGGUGGCCCUGUCGGCCCGGGCCUGCCUCCGGGACUUUUUGGCUGAGCUCAAGCCUGGUUCCCCGCUGGUGUCUGGGUCUGAGGAUAAGGCCUCCAGCAUCUACCAGCAGUGGAGUGAAGAGAGUGUAAAGGAGGUCGCCUGGAUUCGCAGAUACAGAAAGGUGUUAGAGGAAUACCAGGACCAGAUAGACGUGUUUAAAGCCAUAAACAUCUUCCACGACUACAUGGUGAACCAGAAGAAUUUCUACAAGGCUGUGGACUGUGAUGUAGGGAUGAAAAAUUAUGAAGAGGAGCAGGGUGGCCUCGCUGGUGAAGGGUUUUUCCAAACAGGAAGGAAGUGACUUCUCUUCUACAAGUUUGUGUGUAGUUACAAUACAUUGUACCUAGAAUGAGUGCUCUACUUCCUGUUCACCUUGCUUGCAAACAUCAAGGAGUUGAGGGACAGCGCAUAUUAAAGCAUAUUCCACUUGUUUGGAUUUCUCUUGUGAAUGUGGAGGUAAAAACUUUGGUUAUCAUUUGUUAGAUUGAACGAUAUUAUUAGCUUGUUUACUGUAUUUACUUUUUCUACCAACUCCACUAUGUUGCUGUUCUUCUACUAGAUGAAGGAUUUUCUGGAUAAGAGAGCGUCUGUAAAAGAAAAAUAAUGAACAAACUGACAAUUACUUUCCUCUUUAUUGACCAUUUAAAAAUAGAUUUAGUUUGGUUUAUUGUCUUACUUUAUUUGACAGGGGCAGUACUUAUUGAAAAUAUGCCAGUGAACCAGAAAGGCUACUUUUCAUCUGCAGUCGUAUUUAAACAGUACUGUAGUACUUUUUAUAGAAAGUAUACAAAGGGAUAAAUUACAGUACAUAAAAUGUAAAGGCGACUCAUUUCAUUAUAAAACAUUGUAACAAAAUACUGAGAUGGAAGCUCAGGUAAACUCCCAAUGUAACGUUGCAGUAAGAGUUUUAUCAGCUGCAGGUGUAAGUAAUCCAUGCCCGUUACAUGAUCACGUUACAUUUACUACAUUUAGCCGACGUGCUACAGCGUUAGCUCGCCUGCUGCUUUUCUGCAAAUAUCUUUACUAUCUGUAAAAUCUGUCACUGGAGGCUCAGCAAUAUCAGCACAGCUACAUGUAUUGGAUAAUGAAACGGUUAGUGAGCUGGAAUGGAUAUUAUAAUGAGAUAGUGUCACACUUUAUAACAGUAACACCGCUUAACUGUAACUAGUGUUAGUGGAUGGCUCUUCCUUCCUCUAGGUUGUUGUGACCUUUUUGUUGCAGUGUUUUAUAUUAUGUGGGUCAAGUUAGUUACAGCGACUGAGAGGUGGAGAAGCUGUGAACCUGAGUAUUGGUAAAACCACAAUAAACAACUGAACGUUACCAAGCCAACAGCAGCAGGUCCGAGCUACUGUAGCGUUAGCUGGCUGCUCCUGGCUUCAGCACAUAAAACUUCCUUGUUGUUUUGUAUCCUUACGUGGAGCCUGUGUUUGCUGUGAGCCGGUUGUUUUAUGGUGUU